AUGAAGCGCAAAACAAGAGCAGAAACGUCCGCCACACCAAGAAAGCAGCCUAGGCAAGAUCCCGUAUCUUGCGAGUCAUGCCGGAGGAAAAAGCUGAAAUGCGAUCGGUGCCUUCCAUGUAGUAACUGCGCAUCCCGUCGGACAGAUUGCAGUUAUGGUGGCUAUGGCCCAGGAACUGCGAGCCUUGCGAAGAAAGCUGGUAUCCAAACAGCAGAGAGACCUUCCUUGGACAAUACGGUGACUCCACCUCGAGUGACACAAUCGACAAAGACCCCUCACGAUAGAACUCAAAGCCGCAGCGCUGAGGAUCCACUCAUGACAGCAGACCGGCUCGAAAACAUCCUCAUGGGUCACCGAGUCCCGAGUGCUGUUCCAGCGCCACUUCGGAAAGAGCUGUCGAGACACGGACGAAUGCAUGCAUCUCGACCGCAUCGAAACACUGCAUCGGGCACAAUUCUGGGGGUCGUCCGUGGCGGACGUGUCGCCUCUCAUGAAAACCCGGCCACGGUCCACCUGCCGUCAUUUCUGCCUUCAGAGGCUGAAGCAAUGCGUCUGUUCGAUUAUUAUCACAAUCACCUCGACUACCAGUAUCAUUUAAUCAUUCCCACCAGAACAAAGUGCGACAUAUACGCCUUAUACGAAAGUAUUGCUCGGGAUAAACCAGGGAAUUUGAAUCAUAUUGCUCUUUUGUUCAGCAUUCUCGCCACUUCGUUGUUCUUUCAGCUUCUGUCGACUGAGCCUGCGGAAGUUGCCGAAAUGUGCAGUCGCGAAGCAGCAUUUCUCACCGGAGCUGCCUUAAUCCAAAGCAAUUACCUCGCCUAUCCUAACACUGAAGGUUUGCAGGCAGCCAUGAUUAUCGCGCAUCAUUUGUCUACUCUGACCUUGAAUCCGUCUGUGAGCUCUCUAUUUUUGCAUGGGGGACUUGUAAGUCAAGCCAAAAGUCUUGGUCUCCAUUUAUUAGAUUCACCACGGACGGUGGAUGAACGGAGACAAGAUGAACAUGACAAGGCGGAGACUGAGCUGAAGCGCCGACUGUGGUGGGAUCUGGCAUCUUACGACUGGUUGAUUGGUUUCUUGAGUGGACCCCAGGAGUGGACAUACACCAUUCAACCUCAACAUAUGAAUGUCCACCGGCCAUUGAAUAUUGAAGACGACCACAUGGAGUACGAGACCAACCUUCCGCUCUCUACACCGACGUGCAUGUCAUAUACUCUAUGCCGUCUGAGACUGGCCGAAGUAUGUCGGGAGAUUGUUGAUGCAGCAGCACCUGAAUAUCUGCAAGGUCAGGGGAUUGGCUAUGAGACGGUGCUCGACUUAGAUCGUAAACUCCAACAGGCAUACUCGGAAAUACCAGCGUUCUUUCGUUUCGAUCAAUCAUCACGCCGCGAAUUCGCCUGCCUCUACCGUGAGCGGCCGGAAAUAGCGUGGCAACGAGCUUUCAUACAGCAAGGAUACCACUCGCGGUUUUGUCGUCUACAUCGGCAAUAUUUUGUUCGCGGCGCAAAAGACCCCCGGUACUCCUACUCCCACGUUGUGUCGCUCCAGUCUGCCCGGAGGGUCCUGGAAGUUAAGCGCAUCAUGGAUGAGGAAGAACCUCUGUUCACGCCGAACAGCUCCUGUUUCUGGGCGGUUAUGCAUCAUGUAUUCAUGGCAGCGGUCACUCUACUGAUUGACGUCUGUUUCAACUGGGACGAUAUUCUCGCAGAUAGACGAAAGGAGGAGGUGCUCAAUGCCUGUCGACUGCUAAGCCGCGCUCAGCAAUCUUCCUCGGUUGCCCGAGAGGGAAUCAACGCCAUGAUGGGCAUCCUUCGCAAGCACUGGAAACAGGAGAAGAGGCCAGACUCUCGUGGGCAGCAAGCUCAGGUACCUUCAUCACCCCUCUUAGAUGCUUCCGCUCUGCAUUAUCAGGAACCUAUACUGCCGGUCAACGCCAUCCAAGAGCCCAAAGAUGUUUAUUUCACCCAUUCUGCACCAACACGGGAUUCCCUCGCACAAGUUCAGUCUACCGAUUCGGCCAGCGCGGAACUUGGUGCUGCCUCUUUGGAGGAUCUGUGGAAUGAGAUGCUGGACAAAAGCGCUCACGUUGGGCUGGGUACACCAGAUUGGAUGGACCUGUUGACAGAGCUGACCAAUACCACUGUUCCAUGCGAGUGA
Molecule: messenger RNA, 2154 nt
Organism: Penicillium canariense
Lineage: Eukaryota; Fungi; Ascomycota; Eurotiomycetes; Eurotiales; Aspergillaceae
Product: transcription factor domain-containing protein
Exons: 2
Coding region: 1-2154 (717 amino acids)
Biological process (GO): regulation of DNA-templated transcription
Molecular function (GO): DNA-binding transcription factor activity, RNA polymerase II-specific; zinc ion binding
Source: RefSeq, a predicted model, not a curated record